Messenger RNA from Mycena indigotica, 669 nucleotides. RefSeq names its product Protein kinase domain-containing protein. Gene Ontology annotation, molecular function: ATP binding. The record is from RefSeq and is a predicted model, not a curated record. Lineage: Eukaryota; Fungi; Basidiomycota; Agaricomycetes; Agaricales; Mycenaceae. The coding region runs from base 1 to 669 and encodes 222 amino acids. The transcript has 2 exons.
AUGAAAACUUCUCCCCGAACCCUCACCAUCCACGACCCAGACCACCGCAUCUCGCUUCUCUCAGGCCCAAUCGACUACCAACGCAUUCUUCCAGCUCAUUGCGACUCUGAAUCGGAGAACUGUCAUGUUCAUCUUACCCGUGCCUCCCGUAUUGGCUGUGGACACCAUGCAAACGUCUAUCGCGUCACUCUGGCUGACUACCCGUUUUCUGUUGUGGCCAAAGUCGCCGUUCCGCGUCAAGCAGCGCGCGAUUUUCUCGAACAUGAAGCCAAGGUCUACGCUGAGCUCCCAGCGGCUUUGUACUCCGAUCUCGUCAUUCCUCGAUUCCUCGGGUACUAUAUAUCCCGCAACGACGUUGAAGCCAGCCCAAUCUUACUCCUGGAGGAAUGCGGGGAGCCAAUUGACCCAGCAGUGCUUUCAGACGACAACAAAACACAGAUUUUGAACCUCUUUCACCGUCUCCACGAAGCAGGCUACCUCCAGAAGUCUCCCUUCCGCAAAAACAUUCUCGUUGCCAGUGACUCCGAACAGCGGUUUCGCAUUAUCGACCUAGGGCGGGCAGAGAAAGUCGCGGCGGGAGCACCAGAGAUAGCGGAGGAAAUGCGUGAAGUGAAGAAACUAUUGCGAGUACGACAGGCGCAAUCAGUAACCCAGCCGGACCAAUCUUAA